AUGCGCGGCUACAAAACGCACAUUGCCCAAGGAAGGACCCGGACCGCCGUCCUCAUCAAGAAGCACUACACGACGCAGAAGCACCAAAUCAACCACAGAAUCGAACACACUCUGAUUGAGCUGGUUCCUCCCAAGAAAACCCUGCAGAGCCUCUACAUCCUGAAUGUAUACAGUCCUCCGCGCGACACACUAAAGGACUUGGACAAGUUCCUGAGAGAAGUGAAGAAAGUCACCAACGGUCAAAAACUUCUCGUGGUGGGUGACUUUAACGCUCCACAUGUGGCUUGGGGCUACCGAUCAACCAACAAGAAGGGUAUGGACGUGCACAACGCGGCACAACACCACCAGCUGACGUUGUGGACCGAUCCUCUAAUACCAACUAGAAUCGGCAACAGUGUCUCCAGAGACACCAGCCCAGACCUGACCUUCUCUACUGGCUUAAGGCAAGUCGAGUGGUCGAGACUGGACGAGACUCUGGGCAGCGACCAUCAUAUCAUCCAGACUGAAAUCAUGCACCACAAGACCCCUGUGAGAUUAGGUCAGGCCAAAAUUACGGACUGGCCUGCUUUCCGGAAAGACGAACACCCCAGAAGCCUAGAGGACAUCGAGGAGUGGACCAAGAAUGUGAUGGACUUGGUUACCAAGUACACAAAGACCAUCCAACUCACUGCGGACAAUCCCGAAGUCGACCCACACCUACUUCACCUCUGGGAGGCCAGGCGAGGACUCUUGAAGAGAUGGAAGAAGCAGAAGAGAAACCGCAAACUCAAGAUCCGCAUUGCCGCAGUCUCGCGGCAGGCGGAGGAGUAUGCUGAAAAACUCGGACGUCAGAACUGGAAUCAAAUGUGCGACCAGUUACAGGGAACCCUCAGCAACCGAAAGACCUGGGCCAUUCUAAAGACCCUUCUGGCGAAGACGGAAUCAAAAACUGUCACGGGGCAACACAUACAAAGACUUAUACACAACUUCCAGGGAACUGAAGAAGAAGCGCUCGAAGCCAUCACCGAGAAAUACAUCGGAGACGAGCAACAACGGAAGACGCAGCCGGUCAUUCACCCGGAGUACGAGGGGGAACCGAAUCCGGAUUUAGACCAACCUUUCACCAAGUCGGAGAUCGUGGCAGCCUUAAGAAAUCUCACAAGAAACACGACGCCCGGCAGGGAUAAAAUUAACAACAAGACCCUCCGUAACCUGGACGACGGGGCAACGGAGAGUUUACUAAAGUUUAUCAAUGAAAGCUGGGAGAACGGCAGUAUACCGGCUUCCUGGAAGCACGCGGACGGACUCUCAAGUGGGGAGCUGCAAGGGAGCUUUCCAGCACCUCCUUGA
Molecule: messenger RNA, 1329 nt
Organism: Dermacentor andersoni
Lineage: Eukaryota; Metazoa; Arthropoda; Arachnida; Ixodida; Ixodidae
Source: RefSeq, a predicted model, not a curated record